AUGGCGGGCGCGGCGCUGGCGCGGGCCGCGCAGCUCUGGUCGCUGCUGGACGAGAUGGCGGAGAAUGAGCCCCAGGCCUACCGCCGGCUCCUGCGGCAGCAGCGCGCCGAGGCCGAGCGGUUCUGCGCCCCGCCGGAGCCUCACCUGUGCCUGCGGGCCCGUCCCGCGGUGGGUGCGCGGGGUUUGGGGCUCGGCCUCCCGCCCGGGCGCUGGGAGCGGGGCCUUGUCCGGGGGCCGCUGUUCAUCAACGUCUGCAGCUGGAAAAACGUCCCGCCGCCCAAGGCCCCCACUGAUCCCGCACCUGUCAGUGCGGGGCCGCUAGAAGAAGUAUCGGGCGAAGGAGAGCUUUACAGCAUUAUAGAUAUUGCAUAUAACCCAGAUGUUCUUCAGAGGGGAGAAGAAAACCCAGAAAAAAUGGAGCACUUGAUCCAUUUGACGCUUAAAUUUGUUGAGGAACGAUGCAACCUUAUUCUUUCUUAUUUGUACACCAUUGAAUCAUUCAAACUGAAAGGCAGCCUGGAAAUGAUGCAGCAACGUCUGAAAGGCAGGCAGAUGACAACUCCGCAUCUCAGUCAGAUCGCAAAGAAGGAACUGACACUUGAUCAGCUGCUACACACUAUGGAAGCUGAGGACUGCAGCAAUGCUCCUGUGCUGCUGAAGGAAGAAAGUGUGACACAGUCUAAAGCGCAUUUGAUAGAGGAAAUUACCAGUACUGAAAUGCCAGAGAAGCCAAGUACCCCUGUCUAUGAAAUGAUCACCGUGAAGGAUGCAAACAAGAAACCACUCAAAAUUGAACUCAGAAUUGAAUUGCCUAAGGUUAGCUCUGUUUCUGAGUGUGAUCUGAAAAUUUCAAAGGAUGACCUAAUCAUUGAAGUCCCUGAAAAAUACAAAUUACAACUAGAUCUGCCAGAAUUGGUGGAUGAAGAAACAACUACAGCAGUAUUUAACAAAGGAAAACGGGUAUUGUUUAUCACAGUGCCAGUUGCCAAGCCAGAUCCUUAAAGACUGCAUUAUGUCCAGUUCAUGUUCACAGAUGACAGAACAAAAGCCCAGAAUGAGAAUCCUAACUUUUAGAUGUUGAUGAGGUUUUUUUGGUUUAUUGACGUUUUACUCUUCAGGGGUGAAUACCUCAAAUGCCUUUAGAAGAUGCAUGUAGAAAAGGAAGUCUGGAGGAAUACUAGAACCACCAAACUUAGGAAAAAAAUAAGUAAAGAUUGUAAAUAUUCAAGGAGUACUUGAAUAUGUCAACAGCUGUAGUAAAGAAUCAUGAAUGCAUACACGCUUUACUACGUCAUUCAUUUUGCAUUAAGGUACAGCAAUAACAGUUGUGAAGUCUUUUUGCUAAAUAAAUUGAU
Molecule: messenger RNA, 1355 nt
Organism: Gymnogyps californianus (California condor)
Lineage: Eukaryota; Metazoa; Chordata; Aves; Accipitriformes; Cathartidae
Gene: PIH1D2
Product: PIH1 domain containing 2
Exons: 5
Coding region: 1-1002 (333 amino acids)
Biological process (GO): rRNA processing; box C/D snoRNP assembly
Cellular component (GO): ribonucleoprotein complex; R2TP complex; cytoplasm
Source: RefSeq, a predicted model, not a curated record